Molecule: messenger RNA, 780 nt
Organism: Macrobrachium nipponense
Lineage: Eukaryota; Metazoa; Arthropoda; Malacostraca; Decapoda; Palaemonidae
Product: small ribosomal subunit protein uS17m-like
Exons: 5
Coding region: 104-604 (166 amino acids)
Biological process (GO): mitochondrial translation
Cellular component (GO): mitochondrial small ribosomal subunit; ribosome
Molecular function (GO): structural constituent of ribosome
Source: RefSeq, a predicted model, not a curated record
AAGCUCAAGCAAACACAAACAAAGGAGGAAUAAAAGAAGCAAGGGAGCCGUUUCAAAGGCAUAUCCCACCCACUACUACUACUACUACUAGGAUCAAGAAGUCAUGAGCGGCCUGAUGUCUAAAAACUUAAUGCUAAUUGGGCAAUGUCUUGCCCACUCGACGAAAAAUGCGGCGAGGGUAAGAGUUAAGCGCAUGAAGCUUGACGACUACCUACACAUGUAUUUUCCAGAAUAUACUGACUAUUUUGCCCAUGAUCCUGAGCAGAAGUGUAAAGUUGGGGACGUAGUUUUAAUAAAAGAGCUUCCAGAACAGAUGACCAAGGAUAUUACCCACUCUCUCAUGAAGAUUGUGUAUCCCUAUGGAGAUAUCACAGAUCCAAUCACUGGCAAAAAGUGUGUCGUUGGUAACUACAGAGAUCACACGAAGUUGCGUAGUGAAUUAUAUGGAAAAGCAGAAGGCAGUGACGGUGGAUUUGAUUAUGAUAAUGCUCCUGACAGAGGUUGGCAAGAAAAUAGGAGAGACUUUACCCAUAAGGAGGGUUAUAUGAAAUGGCAUGAAUUUGAACCAGGCCAUCCUCUUCACAAUGAUCCAGCUGCUACAUGAGUUUUGAUAUUAUUAUAGGAUAUAUUUUGGAUUUUAAGUUAUUGUAAAUAAAUAAUCAUUGUUGAACUAAUAAAAAUAUAUGUAAUAUGACAUAAUUCAUACUAGUAAAUUUGUUGUGGAAUGAUUUCAUAAGAAAAUUUACUCUGAAAUACAUGUGAUAUUCUCAAAAUGAUAAA